UCUCCUCGCUUCGCAACACUUCUUUCAUCUUCCCUAUUAUUCUGCAACCACCACUUCCAACACUAACAAAACUCACUCACAUCACGAUCAAUACCAAAGUGAAAAACAAAGGCAUUUCCUGAAACAUGACAACGGUGGAAGCAGCCAACGAAUCCAUGGCAACUGUGGCAGACAAGGCUCCGGUAACUGCUCAGAGAAAGGUCCCGGAGGACUUGGACACCAAGCUUCGCAAACCAUAUUUGCCACGAGCUUUGAUUGCCCCUGACACAGAGAAUGUGGAUGGAACGUGGGGCUACAAACACAACGACAUGUCAGUACUUCAGCAGCAUGUGUCCUUCUUCGACCUUAACAAUGAUGGUGUGGUUUACCCAUGGGAGACAUACAAGGGAUUUCGUUCACUGGGUUUCAACGUAAUUCUUUCGUUCAUAUUCUCGAUUGUUAUUCAUGUAGCUCUCAGUUAUCCUACUCUUCCGACAUGGCUACCUUCACCUUUUUUCCCAAUUCACAUAAAAAACAUACAUAAGGCCAAGCAUGGAAGUGACAGUGGUAGCUAUGACACAGAGGGAAGGUUCAUGCCAGCAAAUCUGGAAUUCAUGUUCAGUAAAUAUGCUCGAGAAGUGCCUGAUAAAUUGUCACUGAGAGAACUGUGGCACAUGACUGAAGCAAACAGAGUUGCAUUUGACUUCUUUGGCUGGGUUGCCAGCAAAUUUGAAUGGGGAGUGUUGUAUGUCCUUGCAAAAGAUGAACAAGGGUAUCUGACAAAAGAAGCUGUGAGGCGUUGCUUUGAUGGGAGCUUGUUUGAGUAUUGUGCUAAACAUCGCAAAGGUGGUGCUGGAAAGAUGGCUUAACAGCUUCUUCAGAUCUUCACUGUUAGGAUAACACUUUUGGAUAACAAUUCUGCAACCAAAAUUGUGGUUUACCAUUUAUGUGUGUUCUUUUAUAGAAUGGUAAUGGAUUUCGAACUUCUUCUCUCUUUCA
Molecule: messenger RNA, 978 nt
Organism: Vigna radiata var. radiata (mung bean)
Lineage: Eukaryota; Viridiplantae; Streptophyta; Magnoliopsida; Fabales; Fabaceae
Product: peroxygenase 2
Exons: 6
Coding region: 126-848 (240 amino acids)
Molecular function (GO): monooxygenase activity; calcium ion binding
Source: RefSeq, a predicted model, not a curated record